AUGCCAUUGAAUAUCCAAAAAUUUGGUGGUGGUUUUAGUGCUAGUGAUAAUGGUGGCAGUGAUGGCGGUGGUGAUGGUGGCAAUGGUGGUGGUUGUGGUGGAGGUAAUAGUGUUGGUGGCAGUAGAGGAGGUGGUUGUGGACCUCUGGUGGUGGAGGCGCUAGAGGCAGUGGCGGCAGUGGUGGAGGUGAUGCGUCGUAAUGGUUCUAUCAACCGUUGUCUGGUUAACUUGGUAAACCUCAAAAUCCCUGCAAGGAACAAACCCCGGAAAGGUGUCAAAACCAUAGACAUAACCAUAGACCCUACGAGAAACCUCUGGUUUCGUCUCUUCAUCCCCACCAAAAUCUCCUCCAAUGUCGUCCUCCCCGUUAUCGUUUUCUUCCAUGGCGGAGGUUUCGCUUUCCUCCGCCCUGAUUUUAAGUACUACGACAGUGUCUGUCGUCGCAUUGCUAGAAAUACUCCUGCCGUUAUAGUCUCUGUCAACUAUCGCCUAUCGCCGGAACACCGCUUUCCGUCACAGUACGACGAUGGCUUCGACACUCUUAAAUUCCUCGAUGAAACAAAAAUCAACGGUUUUCCCCCAAAUUCAGAUCUCUCGCGAUGCUUUCUGGCUGGUGACAGUGCUGGAGCCAACCUGGCGCAUCAUGUAGCAUGCAGAGCUGGAGGAGUGGAGUUCCGGCGUCUGAGGGUGAUCGGACAGAUUUCGAUACAGCCAUUCUUCGGCGGCGAAGAGAGGACGGCGUCGGAGAUUCGGAUGGCAAAUGGUAUAUUGGUGACGCUGAAACGGACGGAUUGGCUGUGGAAGGCGUUUUUGCCGGAAGGAGAGAACAGAGACCAUGAAGCAGUGAACGUGACGGGGCCGAGGGCGGUGGAUGUAAGGGGAGUGAAGUAUCCAGAGACGAUGGUGGUGAUGGGUGGUUUCGAUCCGUUGCAGGACAGGCAGAGAGAGUUCUACGAGUGGCUAAAGAGAUCUGAGAAAGAAGUGAAGCUAUUAGAGUAUCCAAACGCAAUUCAUGCUUUCUAUUUAUUUCGUAAACUCCCAGAAGCUUCUAAGUUUAUGGGGGAGGUCAAGGAUUUUGUCCAAAACGUUUCUGCUAAGUUCACCAAAUGA
Telopea speciosissima is the source of this 1110-nucleotide messenger RNA. RefSeq names its product probable carboxylesterase 18. Gene Ontology annotation, molecular function: hydrolase activity. Lineage: Eukaryota; Viridiplantae; Streptophyta; Magnoliopsida; Proteales; Proteaceae. The transcript is spliced from 2 exons. The record is from RefSeq and is a predicted model, not a curated record. The coding region runs from base 1 to 1110 and encodes 369 amino acids.